Molecule: messenger RNA, 4684 nt
Organism: Scatophagus argus
Lineage: Eukaryota; Metazoa; Chordata; Actinopteri; Scatophagidae
Exons: 5
Coding region: 450-4520 (1356 amino acids)
Source: RefSeq, a predicted model, not a curated record
AUGACACACACCCCUUCCAUCAUCCCCACCAAUCAUAGCCCAAGCUGAACAUCAGAAAUUGCCGGCUCCUGGGCUCAAUGAGUUUUGUUUGGGUCAACCGUUGUGGUGGAACGUAAAGGUCUUAUUCGCCUUGAGUGGAGUUGUACUUGGCAAAGAAAAAAAAUCACCACGGGAGAAAGAAACGAAAAAACAGUUGAGGAAGCAUCGGCAGAGAUUUGCUUUAGCAAUGAAAAAUGUAAGUUGGUAAUGACCUGACGAGCGCCUGACUGAAGUCAUUACUUGAAAGACUGUUCCACAUGCAAUGCGAUCUGUAUGUCCACACAACCUUGGAGGAGGGGCCUAUCCUAUGUUCCUAUACCGGAGUAAGGUUGAUGGCCUUGCAUCACCUGAGGACAGCAAUGUUGCACCUGUAACCAGUGGUUUACCCAGCAAAUAGAAGACAACACAACAUGGCAGCUUCUCAGUAUCCAGGAAAACUCGGGGUGGCUUACACUCCAGCUCACAUGCAGCAAGUUGGUACACAGUCACAAAAAAAUUUCCAGGGACUACACCAACCGGUGUCGCAGGCAAACACAGAAAGCACUGGAUUCCAGUACCCAAAAUCCACUCACAGUGCAUGUUGUCCUUGGAACAGUCACCACCAAAUGAGCAGCAAAGCUAAUGCUGACCUAGUGUCAUCGGCACAUGUACUUGCACAACGCAGCAGCUACUUUGGUACAUCUGGCAAUGAGAACUCUGCAAGAGAAUCUGUUUGCAGUGGUGGACAAGAAAAGGAAUGUUCCAAGGAAAAGGGGUCAAACUUGAACAUUAAUAAUGGACUACAGCCAAGACAACAUUUAAAUUUUGCCUUCUCCAUUGGUUUCAGUUCUUCAGCUCCUCAGGGAUGCGGCCUUCAAGUCCCAACACAGUCACUUCCUUUACUCGAUCAAAGUUAUAGUGCAUCUAAGAGCAAACUGCGCAGUUCUUUCCCGCUGACGUAUUCCAUACUAACAGGAAAUCCUGUAGAUUUGAAAUCUCCUUCUUUGUCAAGGGAAACUAAUGCCAAGAUUGAAAAGAGGACUACUAUUCCGUUUCCAGAUGAAAGACCCUGUAGCAGCCAGCAAAUGGAAGGUUCACUAGUUGAUCUUAACUGUGGAAAGACAACAAAAAACCUACAUUAUUCAGAAAGAAGAAAGCAGCACAUCUCCUCUCCCUGUCUUAGCAGUCAGUUAUCUACAGAAAGCAUCUCACCAGUUGGAGAAAUGAUGCAAUCUAAAGGUGACUAUAUACAGGACUUCAUCUUAAAACAGGUUGCAUACUUUAGGAGAACUUCAACACAGAAUAACAUUAAUGGUGGAACAUAUUCGCAUAAGGGAUCAGAUUUUUGCACUAAUGAGAGGGAUUCCACACUCCAGUCUGACUGCAUCAUGCCACUGUCCAACAGUGCCGUCCAUCUUUCCACAACCUUUACUUCUGACAAAGAAGAUAUGGAGAGGAAAGGUCUCAACUCUGCUGUGAGUGGACAUAAGACUGCUACAGUCGGACAAGCUCAUGAAAUGGACAGUGCAAAGGUCAGCAAAGCAAAUGCUGAAACUCCCAAGUCUAAGAAGACAAGCGGCUGUGCUACAUCUACAUCAAAGGAAUACUGCACAGGUACACUAACGUCUGGUGUAGAAAACUUGAAACCUGGGCCUAAAACUGAAUCUUUUGAAAGGAGUGCAUUGGUAGCCUUUGAUUUGUCAGUAAAAAAAAAACACUUGGAUGAAACUAUGCCUGCAAAUGGUGAUGGAAAACUUGGUAAUUCAGGUGACUGUGAAGAUAAAACAUUUGUUGAUUGCAGUGAUGUAAGUUUCCACAGUAACUGGUGUGAUAAGUAUGCAAAGAAUGGCAAGACCACUCUUCGUUACUCAUUAACUGCACUGAAGGAGUUGAUUGUUAGUCUGGAGAACGUAGAGCCCAUAACAGACAUGGAUAACUUUUCUGAAGUCAUACUGCAACAAUAUUGGAAUGGGAAUAUUGGUAACAUUCAUCUCUUUACGUCCACAGAAUAUCCACAAAUUAUGAUGAAAGUUGCUGCCACUUGCACAAAGAAUGAAGAUGAAAGUCCAGUGGUUCUCACUGCAGUGCCUAGAGAGGCCUUGGAUGAACUGACUCAGAAGCACCCCAGUCCAUUGUUCAAGUACAGCUCAUCACAAGAAGAGUAUAAGUCUCUGGAGUUAAAACCAGUAGAGGGAGUUGGGUUGGAUGGUGUGCAAGGUGUGACUAAUGUCUCAGAGGAGUUUCAAACUAAGUCAAAUUCAGGGGUAUCUGAACCCACAUCACUUACUGAAAAUCAAGAGAAAGAAAUGAAAAACAUUGAACAUUGCAAUGUUACCUGUAAAGGAGUAAUUGCACAAUCCGAGACAAAUUCAUCAACUGAUAUUCAGAUUCAUAAUGUAACAUCAGUUUCUAUGAAUCAGUAUGAAUGGCUUUGCAACCAAGCAAGCUGUGAAGGUGUAAGAAAGGAUGUCUGUUCUGUAGCUGUACAAACAGAUGCAAGGCUAACAAUUUCUGAAAACAAAGUCAAAGAAGAGGCUCUUCUGUCAAGCGAGGGUAAGGAAGUACUCUCUGUGAAAAUCAUUAAAGAUCCACAAUAUGAAGAUAUUUCAGAUGAUGACAUGUCGCAGUUGGCCACAGAACUCCCGAACUCAGAGCACGGGGAAUUAAACUUUCCAGAAUAUUUUCAAGACAUGCACUAUACAGAUAUAAGUGAAGAUGAAAAUCCACCGUUUAUGGCCACAGAGACGCCCUCACCUACACAAGCACCUGAACCAAACAAGCAGCAGACGGAAACCCUUGACAUAGAACAGUGUUGCUCUGGCUCAUGUUUUGCCAAAACCGAUGAUGGUUGCCAUCUGAGAAGGCAAACAGAACGCUGUGUUUGCUGUACUUCCUCUGUAUUGACAGAUGAUGACACUGAUGAACAGAUGGAUGAUGACUGGCUAGUCAUUCCUGUAACUGUGGCUAACCUUAAAUUUGAACCAGAUGAUGAGCACCAGAAUAGCCCAGAAAAAGUUGUGCUCAGUGGUAGUGACGAAGAAACACAGUGUGAUGUAAGCCCAGCACACAAUGAGCUUCAUAGCCCAGCUUCCUCUCCUAGCUAUCAGAUAGAUGUGUAUGACACAACUGAGAGCUGUUUAAAGGCCAUGCGUGUACAAUUCCAGAGGAACUUUGAGAUGGCAGCGUUCUUGUACCCACCUGAAUAUGCACUAGAGUCUGAGGGAACACCUCAAACACCUCAGAACAGGAGUGAGUCAUACUCUGAUCCUGAAGACAGCUGUGAAACUGAGGACAGUUUUGAUUACCCAUAUUCGCCUGAGUCUAGGCAGUUGUCAUGGAAAAGGUCAGUAUCUCUGCCCAUAGAGACAGAUGAUCAUGUGUCUGAAAAAGCAAGGGAAGAUGAAGUUACAAAUGCACAGAAUGAUCAGAACAGAGACUUGGACACGUUAGGCUGUAUGCAAAAACAGAGACAGCAGAUUAACACCAAAACUACUGGUAAGCAUGUUAAACGCACCUGUAGACAAAGAAACUCUAAAAAUGAUGUAAUAAUCAUUAAUUCUGACACAGAAGAUGAAAGUGAUGAAAACUGCAAAAAGAAAGCAGAAAGGAAGAGAUUAUUCUCUUCAAGCUCAGACAACAGUGGAGAUGCCCCAUGUAGUCCACAAAAGAGACACUCACCUGGAGAUUCACAAGCACCACCACGCCAGGCUCCAAAGACCCCUGCAGAAACCAACAAAAACUCUGACUCUCCUGAAAAGCAUUUGCACAAAAAUAAAAAGGAGAGAUAUAUGCCCAUAUCAAAACCUGCAGAUGACAGACGCCAUUCAAACAAGAAUAUUGUUCAGGCCAACACAGCUAAAUCCAGACUGUUUUCAAGACCACUUUCAUCACCUAGUCAAGAAGGCCCAUCCACCUCCAUCGGCAACUUGUCUGCCAGAAGUGGACAACCUUCUGAACCUAGACAAAGCUCCGCUUCCUCUAGAGGCUUGUUCCAAUCUGGAGAAACCUCUGCCUCCCGCAGAGUUCCUACAUAUAAGCAGUCCAUAUCUACUCCCAGAAAACAUUUGUCAUCAUCCAAUCACCAGCUGCCUCGCUCUUAUAGCAGCCCAUCAACAGUAGGUCAUCCUUGCACUCCCACAAAAGGCUCACCAUCUGCAACCAUGCAGUCAUCAGCAAGGAAACAAGUGAUCAAAGACUGGCAGAACAGCUUUUUCCCAACAAGGAGAGACAGAAAAAGUAACCUGCAGAUGGAUGAGGACUUACGAACCGGAAAUUCUGAUUCAUACAGGGAGUCCAGACCAGGACUUAGUCACUGUGACAGGGUACCCAGACAGAGGCACAACUUUCGUGAGUCUGAACGCCCCUUGAUGAAGAGGACCAAGUCGGAUGCCAGACAGUGGACUAAGGCCAUAAAUCGGGACACCUCAGUUAAAGAAAGUUCCUCUGUGGGUGACGGUUACAAGUGGUCUGAGAAGAAGUCAGCUAAAGGUUCCCGCCACUAGACGAAGGAGUGUAGAACCUCUCCAAGACCCCAUCUGUGAGGAAAACCACCCCCAUGAGGACAGAUGGAUGAUGAGUAAAAAAAAAAAACAAAAAACAAAUGCUUUUGUAGCUGAUUCUGUCUUUGAUUUUUCAAAGCAUUUGUGUAUAGUACAAUGAAAAAAUU